GAACUACAAUUCCCAGAAGGGUGUGCGGCCGAAAGCUUUGGGCGGCCUUCUGAGGGGCUCUGCUAGCUUCAGCGCCGUGGGGUCUGACCUGGCUGGGUGUAGUGUCCCGGCCUGGCAGGAGGGGCGGCCCGGUCCGGGUCGCACCUCCUGGAGCCGUCCCCGGGACGUCAGUCCUGGAGGAGGCGAGGGUUGCUCCAGUUGCCAAGAAAACUAUGAAUAAGUCAGAGAACCUGCUGUUUGCUGGUUCCUCAUUAGCAUCACAAGUCCAUGCUGCUGCCGUUAACGGAGAUAAGGGUGCUCUACAGAGGCUCAUCGCAGGAAACUCUGCUCUUAAAGACAAAGAAGAUCAAUUUGGGAGAACACCACUUAUGUAUUGCGUGUUGGCUGACAGAUUGGAUUGUGCAGAUGCUCUCCUGAAGGCAGGAGCAGAUGUGAAUAAAACUGACCAUAGCCAGAGAACAGCCCUCCAUCUUGCAGCCCAGAAGGGAAAUUAUCGUUUCGUGAAACUCUUACUUACACGCAGAGCAAAUUGGAUGCAAAAGGAUCUGGAAGAGAUGACUCCUUUGCACUUGACUACCCGGCACAGGAGCCCUAAGUGUUUGGCACUUCUGCUGAAGUUUAUGGCACCAGGAGAAGUGGAUACACAGGAUAAAAACAAGCAAACAGCUCUGCAUUGGAGUGCCUACUACAAUAACCCUGAGCACGUGAAACUGCUCAUCAAGCAUGAUUCUAACAUUGGAAUUCCUGAUGUUGAAGGCAAGAUCCCACUUCACUGGGCAGCCAACCAUAAAGAUCCAAGUGCUGUUCACACAGUGAGAUGCAUUCUGGAUGCUGCUCCAACGGAGUCUUUACUGAACUGGCAAGACUACGAGGGUCGAACUCCUCUUCACUUUGCAGUUGCUGAUGGGAAUGUGACCGUGGUUGAUGUCUUGACCUCAUAUGAAAGCUGCAAUAUAACGUCUUAUGAUAACUUAUUUCGAACCCCACUGCACUGGGCAGCUUUAUUAGGCCAUGCACAGAUUGUCCAUCUCCUUUUAGAAAGAAAUAAGUCUGGAACUAUCCCAUCUGACAGCCAAGGAGCCACACCUUUGCACUAUGCUGCUCAGAGUAACUUUGCUGAAACAGUUAAAGUGUUUUUAAAACACCCUUCAGUGAAAGAUGAUUCAGACCUAGAAGGAAGAACAUCCUUUAUGUGGGCAGCUGGCAAAGGCAGUGAUGAUGUCCUUAGGACUAUGCUGAGUUUAAAAUCGGACAUUGAUAUUAACAUGGCUGACAAAUAUGGAGGUACAGCUUUGCAUGCUGCUGCCCUUUCUGGCCAUGUCAGCACCGUGAAGUUAUUACUGGAAAAUAACGCUCAAGUGGAUGCUACUGACGUUAUGAAACAUACUCCACUUUUCCGAGCCUGUGAGAUGGGACACAAAGAUGUGAUUCAGACACUCAUUAAAGGUGGAGCAAGAGUAGAUCUAGUUGACCAAGAUGGACAUUCUCUUCUACAUUGGGCAGCACUGGGAGGAAAUGCUGAUGUUUGCCAAAUAUUAAUAGAAAAUAAGAUCAAUCCAAAUGUUCAGGAUUAUGCAGGAAGAACCCCUCUGCAGUGUGCUGCAUAUGGAGGCUAUAUCAACUGCAUGGCAGUUCUCAUGGAAAAUAAUGCAGACCCUAAUAUUCAAGACAAAGAGGGAAGAACAGCUUUGCAUUGGUCCUGCAACAAUGGAUACCUUGAUGCCAUUAAAUUACUGCUAGACUUUGCUGCGUUCCCUAAUCAGAUGGAAAACAAUGAAGAGAGAUACACACCCCUUGAUUAUGCUUUGCUUGGUGAGCGCCAUGAAGUGAUCCAGUUCAUGUUGGAGCACGGUGCCCUGUCCAUCGCAGCCAUUCAAGACAUCGCCGCCUUCAAAAUCCAAGCUGUCUACAAAGGGUACAAGGUCAGAAAAGCCUUCCGAGACAGGAAAAAUCUCCUCAUGAAGCAUGAACAGUUGAGAAAAGAUGCUGCUGCCAAAAAGCGAGAGGAAGAAAACAAACGAAAAGAGGCAGAACAGCAAAAAGGAAGGCAAAGCCCAGAUUCCUGCAGACCCCAGGCCCUUCCCUGUCUGCCCAGCACCCAGGAUGCACCCAGCAGGCAGAGCCGGGCCCCCAGCAAGCAGCCUCCUGCUGGCAACGUGGCCCAAGGCCCUGAGCCAAGAGACAGCAGAGGAUCUCCAGGAGGGUCUCUAGGCAGAGCCCUCCAGAAGGAGCAGUAUACUUCCUUGGAUUUGCAGGGAACAAACUCCAGAAGGCCAAAUGAAACAGCCAGAGAACAUUCUAAAGGCCAAUCUGCCUGUGUCCACUUCAGACCCAAUGAAGGCAGUGAUGGAAACAGGCAUCCAGGAGUUCCCUCUGUUGAGAAGUCCAGAGAGCUCCGACUGCAGAUAAUUCAGAGAGAACGAAGGAGGAAAGAGCUGUUUCGCAAAAAGAACAAGGCAGCGGCAGUCAUCCAGCGUGCCUGGCGAAGUUACCAGCUCAGGAAGCACCUGUCCCACCUUCGACAUACGAAGCAGCUUGGAGCUGGAGAUGUGGACAGAUGGAGGCAAAAGUGUACAGCAUUACUCCUCCAGAUUUGGAGGAAGGAACUAGAACUAAAACUCCCCCAAACUACUGCAGUAAGCAAGACCCCCAAGAAUCCAUCCAAGGGCACCUCAGGCACAAAGUCCACUAAGCACUCAGUGCUUAAGCAAAUCUAUGGUUGUUCUCAAGAAGGGAAAAUACAUCAUCCUACAAGAUCUGUAAAAGCCUCUUCCGUGCUGCGUCUCAACUCAGUGAGCAACCUACAGUGCAUACAUCUCCUUGAUAACAGUGGAAGAUCAAAGAACUUUUCUUAUAACCUGCAAUCAGCUACUCAGCCAAAAAACAAAACAAAACCUUGACUGCCUAAGGAGGAAGACUGUGUUCGGGUGAGCUGGCAUAGCUAGUGCAGAGUUCAAAUUUUGUGCUGAUAAUCUUUUACACUUUGGGAAAACUUUACUAUCUGUACCUGAAGGCUUAUUCACCUAAAAAUGUGUUAACUCAAAGAAAAUGUCAGAAUGUUUCCUUUCUGCUCUUACACAGCAUUGUUUUGUCAAUCGAUGUAGCCUGCACUGAAAGGACCUGCAUAGACUCUGUCUGUGCAAAGUGCCCAGGUGUCUGCUUUCACUGCAGUCUGUAUGGUUGGAAAUGGGAAUUCAUAAUUAACAGUAAAAUCUAAGGCAAACUAAGGCUGCUGGGUUGGGAUUUCUGCCAGCUAGCUGGUACUGGCUUCCUGACUCAAGAGAUGAACCUAAAUGAGAUAGGAAGCCUGUCCCAUAGCAGCCUUCUUCUCACUACUUUCCUGGAAUCUAAUGCAACAAACUUAUCACACACACCACAUUCACAUCCCACUGUUACUUCAAAAUUAAUCAGGUUUAAAUUUUAGAUCAGAAUCAUGACCCACUGUUUGCAUUUAGAAAUUGUACAAAAGACCAUAGAUACAUUCUGGUGAUUCCUUACAUUUUACAGUUCCUACGUUAGCCUCUCAAGGCCACAAGUUGCCGCCACAUCUUCUCUGAAUGGCUUUCUCAGUGCUGAAUACCAACAGCCAUAUUACAGUAUCAAGGAUUCUGUCAGGUAGGGUUUACAGACCAGACUGUUCAUGCAGCAAGGUGCCAACUCAGGCUUCAAUGUUCUACUUGUAUUUUCUGACCAACUUGCAGAAAUGAGCAAUCUUCUUAAAAUGCCAUUCCUGUUGGCAGGGAAGAAUGAAACGGCACACAUCCUAGCAUUCUAAGAACACCUGGUUUAAAUAAAAUCCAGUGAUCAUGGACUCUUUCACAUUGUUUAAGGGGAAAGCUGCUGUGGGAAUAUAGACAGUAGGCAUAAACAGUGAUAUAUUUUACAAGUAUUUUGGGGGAUGCUUUCAUUUUCUACACAUCAGUGCCACUUCUGUGCUAAAGUUAAGAGACAGGCAAUGAAGUGUUCGCUUAAGUUAACUACCUUGGUUUUUAGUUUGCUAAUUACUAUAAGUCAUCGUUUUUGUGAUCACAAAAACACAAAGAAUGAGGUCUGCCUAGAUGGGAUUACAAAGAUUUAGCCAAUUUCUUGGUACAUAACAGAAGGUACCACAGGAUCACUCUCUGUUUUGUAAAUAUUUCGCUCCUAUGAAAUGCACAAUGCACAACACCUGUGACCAUGUAUCGUGUGCUAGUCCAGGAAGCCAGCAUACACAUUAAUAGGAACUCCCAAGCAUUAUUUUCCUACAUCAGUGCAAAGAAGGUUCGUAAACUUCUUUAAAAGUUCAGCUUUAAUGACAAAAGAUCUAUUACAUCAGUCUUUCUUCAAAAUAAGAUAGACGUGAAUAAACAACUUCAAACAGGAGGUACCACAGCCUCUUCAAUACACUGUAGCCAGUGCGCUGGGCCCUUGGGGAUGCCCAGUGAUAUACACGUUGAAGCAGUAAUGUAAGUCUGUGAGCCACUGUUCCUGAACACUUCCACUCUUCAAUGUCUGGAGAGAAAAACAAGAGUAAUUUGAGAAUUGUACCCAAAUCUCUAUGCUACCUGACCGUACUUUUCACACCCAAACACAAUUUCCCAGAGCUGUGGCAACUGCAUCCCCGUCUAUAAAUUACCAUAGGAAGUCUUCCAGGAAACAGGGAACUAUUAAUCGGGCAUUACCACAGGCAGUGGAAAUUCCUAGUUAUAUCCUCAAAUGCCAACGGUUUCUUACUGAGUGUGUUCCCUCCUGCACAUGCUAGAGACUAAUGAAAUUUCACCACCAACCGUCCCUUCACCCUUGCCUCCCCCUCUUGCCAUUCUAGUGUCUCAUGAUCUUUACCCCAAUGCCAACUGAGAAUAACUCUACAGGGCCAACCAACAAUUUCUGUCAAUCUCUUCUUUACAGAAAUGGGCUGAUUCUCCAGUCUGGGAAUAAUCCAAGCUCUUGAUUUUCUUCCCUUCACUAUUUCUGAAUUAUUCCACUGCCACUUCCAUUACCCCUACAAAGGCUACUGAGAAAAUUCUAAUGAGCACCUGUGUUAUAUGCAUGUAAAAGCACUAUUACUUCAAAGUAUUACUACAAAUCUCAAGGGACAACCUGCAAAUCAAACUAUACAAAACACCUUUUUAACCCCCCCAAACUAAAAUCACCAAAGGAAUCCUAAACAACAGAGCUGUCCCUGCCAGACACAGCUGAAGGCAGAGAGCCAACCAUUAGACAAAGCUGAAGUCUGCAACUACUUCUGAUUUUCUUACUUUCCAGUGAACUAAGUGACUAGAAAUUGGCCUGAAGUUUAUUCCUGCUAAUUUCCUUAAUGACAACAUUUACUGAACACUUUACAAAUGUCAGGUAUACUAAAAAAUUUACUUUGGUUAUCUCCUUUAAUGAUCACCAAAACACAAUAAAGUUGGCAUUAUUCCCAUUUUUCUAGAUAGGAAAACAAGCUUGGAUA
This is a messenger RNA of Chlorocebus sabaeus (green monkey), 5434 nucleotides long. RefSeq names its product inversin (gene INVS). The record is from RefSeq and is a predicted model, not a curated record. Gene Ontology annotation, molecular function: protein binding. Lineage: Eukaryota; Metazoa; Chordata; Mammalia; Primates; Cercopithecidae.